Molecule: messenger RNA, 7544 nt
Organism: Pseudophryne corroboree (corroboree frog)
Lineage: Eukaryota; Metazoa; Chordata; Amphibia; Anura; Myobatrachidae
Gene: NWD2
Product: NACHT and WD repeat domain containing 2
Exons: 7
Coding region: 748-5748 (1666 amino acids)
Molecular function (GO): protein binding
Source: RefSeq, a predicted model, not a curated record
UAGAUGGGGGUGCCCCCUGCAAAUAAAUAGUGAUAAAGGCUCAGCCUUUACAGCCAAAAUCACACAGGCCUUAGUAAAAGCUCUGCAGGUGGAGUGGAAGUUUCACAUCCCGUACCACCUGCAGAGUUCAGGGGUCGUAGGAAGAAUGAAUAGGACCCUCAAAGACAAACUAAGGAAGGCCACAGGAGGUACCUUCCACAAGUGGAAGCAGGUCCUUCCCAUUGUCCUAGCAGAAAUCAGAAUGACCCCACAGAAAACUCUAGGAUACUCACCCUUUGAACCCUUUGAAAUACUAAUGGGUAGACCCUUCCCCACACCCUGGGCUAAGAAACCGUUGAUGAUACAGGAAGGAGAUCUAGAAUUUAUAAGAGAAGAGUAUGUCAGGUCCCUGAUAACAAAACUGAAUGAAAUUGAACAUGAGGUUGUUUGUAAAAACCCUUUGAAUCCACAGGAACCUACACACCCCUUUAAAGUCAGAGACAGAGUCGUGGUGAAGGUGCUCCCCAGGAACAAGAGCCCAGGAGACUUCACCUAUGGUCCAGAGACAGAGGUCGUAGCAGUUACCCGAACAGCAGUCCUGACAGAGGAAAGUCCUACCUGGAUCCAUGCAUCCCGAGUAAAAAAGGUUCCUAGACCAGACCUAGAGAGGGAAGCAAGUGAUUCCAGUGAGAUACAGAGGCAGAGAGGAACGCGUUAAGGGAACAGGUGUACCCCAAGCUGAGAGAAUUCUGCAGAGAGAAAUAUGGCAUGGAGUUCCAGGCUAUAGACUUGUACUGGGGCAUACCGGCAGAGGAAUGGGAUAGCCCUGAGCUGCAAAGGACUCGUAUGAGGCUGUUGGAGGAGUGUCUGAAGACAUCAGCUGGGCCAUGCUUUGUGGGUCUGUUAGGAGAAAAAUAUGGAACCAUCAGAAUCCCCGGGGAAGUUGAAUCAUCUGAAUUUGAAAUGAUUUUGGAUGCUGCAAUUGAGGCCAAGCUGGAAACGAGAACGCUGGAAGAAUGGUAUUGCAGGGAUGAGAAUGCCGUGCCACCGGCAUAUUACCUCAAACCAAAGGCGGAAAUGCUGAAGAAUCACAACAAUCCUGGGAAUUCUCCCACAAGUUGUUCCAAUGAGAGGAAGUGGCGUGCAGUAGCAGAAGAGAUCAAGAACAUCUUUAACACUGCAGUGAAGCUGCUUGAUGAGAAAGGGAAGCUGAAGUCCAGCCAAGCAAAGAGAUACUUAUCAUCUGCAUUGGAAGAUGAGUUUGAUUUUGCGUUAGGAAAGCAGACAGCAGCAUUUCUAAAGAAGUGUGUUUGCUAUAUUCGAAAAAUAUCCAAUAUCGAAAAGCAUGUGAAAAUCCCAGAGAUGUCUAAGUACACAGAUGUGAUUAAAGUGGAAGGCAAGAAUGUUCGAGACCAAGAGGCCAUGGAGAAAUUGAUUAAACUCAGGGAUGAAUUUAUUCCAACUAUUGUUGCAUCAUCCAACCUGCGAGUUUACACCUCGGUGACACAUUGCGACAUGAAGCUGGGCUACUCACAAGAAGUGGAGAACCAUUACGUGGAAGGACUCGGAAAGCAGUUUUAUGAAGAUAUGACUGACAUAAUCCAGGCGACGGUGCAACAGAAUUUUGAAACUGAGACCGACUCGCUCUAUGAUGAAAUCUUGCAGCACUUGUCUCUAUGUAGAACGUAUUCGACCUUCUAUGAAUACAGAUGUGAAUCACUGAGCCUAGUUAACAAAUACAUACAGCCUUGUAAAUCGGGGCACAUUAACCCUCUGAUCGUAUAUGGAGGACCUUGCACUGGAAAAACACUUCUGUUAGCAGAAGUAGCAAAAAAGGCCUGUUCGUGGCUUCAGGAAGAAAUGGGACCAGAUUCUGACCCUGUAGUCAUCGUAAGAUUUCUAGGAUCCACUGAAAUGAGCUCUGAAUUAAACAGCCUUCUGCAAAGUUUAUGUGAGCAACUGGCAGUGAAUUACAAAUGUUUACUACAGAGCAUGCCUAAGAAAAUCCUGGACCUGCAGGAACUGUUUUUAAACUUGGUGAAUGAGUCUUCUUUUCAUAAACCCCUAGUCCUUGUAUUAGACAGCCUGGAGCAACUUUCAGACACUGACGAUGCUAGAAAACUAUGGUGGCUGCCUAUUCAUCUUCCACGCACAGUUCGUAUUAUUCUUUCAACACUGCCAAACAAGCAUGGAAUCCUCCAAAAAUUAAGGUGCCUUAUACACAAUGAGGAUAAUUACAUAGAACUUAUUCCACGAGACAGAAAAAUGUGCAGCCAAAUACUAAAACACCAACUAUUGAGAGUCAAACGGAAAAUAACAUCGGGUCAACAAAUUUAUGUCAAUGAAGCAUUUUCCAGGUGUACCUUGCCAAUGUUUGUGAACCUAACAUUCAGAGAGGUCAGAAACUGGAGAUCUCAUAAAGAUGUUGAUGAAUCAACUCUUUCCAUGACUGUCCACGAGAACAUAGAGCAGUUGUUCUUCUCUCUAGAAAACAAGUGUGGGCCACGGUUGGUCUCAAGAGCCUUUGGUUACAUUACAAUGGCCAAAACAGGACUAAGCGAGGUGGAACUAGAAGACAUCCUAGCUCUCGAUAAUAGUGUCAUGAAUGAGUUAUUAGCAAAUGGGAAACCACUGAAUCCGUUAAGGAUACCGUAUACGUUUAUUGCACAAAUUAAAGAGGAUCUUGCCGGAUAUUUAGUGGAUAGGCAUGUAAGGAAUGUUAACCUUUUAGUUUGGUCUAACAGACAUCUUCAACUCAUUGCUCAAAAAUUGUAUCUCAACAAUGAUGAUGACUUACAAGAAAUGCAUGUUAACAUGGCAGAAUACUUCUUGGGAGUGUGGUCAGGAGGAAGGAAAAAACCCUUUUACAGUGAGCAUCAAUAUUUUGAAAAUUGCAUUCAGAAUGAACACAGAGGCAUCAGUGAUGUGGAAAAACAUUAUAACGAUGAAACAGAAUUUGACAGGCAAGCUCCGGAGCAGCCAUGGGCAUUUCAAUGCAAUCCUCUACAACCUGAUAUAUUUUUUGUUAAUCACAGAAAAAUGACAGAGUUGUUGCACCAUUUGACAAGAUGUGGAAUGACAGAUGAAACGAUGUCUGGGAUUACAAUGAACUUUAGUUGGCUCUACACGAUGAUUAAAAUUGGACAGUUUGAUAGGGCGCUAGGUGACAUUGAAGUGGCAUAUAAUUACUCGCAAGAAAAAGAACUAAAGUUUCUGGCAACUACCCUUCAAAGCAUAAAAAACAAAAUUCUGAAAAAUCCAGGGUCUCUUUCUGCUGAACUACAACAAAUACUUCUUCCAGUUGUGAGUUCUUUGCCUAAAUUCCGAAACCUCCUUAUAGAAUGUGACAAAGAUGGACCUAAAUACUGUUCUAUUGUCCCGCUGCAUUCUUCCAUGGAUGUGACUUACACCCCUGAAAGACUUUCUCUGUCAUCUAGCUCAUUACAUGUCACAGACGUCCUUCCUACAUACAGCCCAAAUAUGAUCAUUGCUGCACUCGAGAAUGGCACCAUCAGUACAUGGGAUGUUGAGUCAAGACAACUUCUAAGACAGAUCACAACUACCCAGUUUGUAAUAAUGGGGAUGAAGCUUACAGCAGAUGAAAAAUACCUUGUUGUGUCCACAGCCAAGAAUACCCUAUUGAUUUAUGAUAACCUCAACUCUUGCCUUUUAUCUGAAGUGGAGGUUAAAGGUUCCAAAGGUGUCGGAGGUGGACCUAAUCUAAUUAAUGGUUUUACACUGUCACAUACACAUGCAUUGGCAUGGUUGGAAGCAAGCAAAAAUGUUAAUGUUAUCGAUUUACUAUAUGGGUGGCCACUUUAUAAUUUCAACUGUUGGUAUGAAGUAACAUGCAUCCAAUGUUCUUCAGAUGGACUAUAUGCAUUUUGUGGACAAUACCUCAAUACCACCACUAUAUUUCACCUAGGCACUGGUGAGAAGAUAUCAACUGUAACAUCUGAAUUUUCUGGGGGUUUCGUGAAAUAUAUUGUUGUUCUUGAUACCAGUCAAGAAGUGGUCAUGAUUGACAAUGAAGGGAGCCUCUCUGUUUGGAACAUAGAGGAAAUAACCAACCCCCAGCUAACUGAAGAGUUUGAUUGUACCAAAGGUGACAGUGAAGUCAUCAGCACUGAACUGUCUGAAGACCAAAGUGCAAUUCUCAUCUGUAAAGCAUUGAGCAUUGAACUUCUUGAUACACGUAUGUGGAAGGUUUCCGAAAAGUUUAGGGCGAAACAUAAUGAACGAUUUAUAUCAGCUGUUCUUUCCAGGAAUUGUGACUGUAUAAUUGCUUCCAUGGAAAAUACCUCAUCUAUUUUUGUGUGGAGAAGAGAUACCGGUCAGUGCAUGGCAAGUUUACAAGAAAUCUCAGGGAACAUAGUGAAAUUGGUCAAAUCCAGCCAUCAUAACUUACUCCUGUCAUUAUCCAUCAGUGGUGUGCUUUCUAUUUGGGACAUUGACAUCUUAACAGCAAUGUCUAACAUUGACAAGACUGGAAGAGCUGUCCAAACGGUAUUGCUGUCGGGGAGAGGAGAUUACAUUUACUCCCUUGAUGGAUCUGAAUAUGUUCAAAAGUGGAACUUCAACACAGGUUUUAUUGAAUCUGCCUUCAAGCAUGAAGGUAUUGUGGAAUAUUGUGUACUCACGACCACAGGAGAACUGAUGGUCACCUCAGAUGACAAAUGUAACCAGUAUGUUUGGCAUACGGUCACAGGUGAAAAUCUCCUUCGGAUUAGUGGUCAAAGAAUAUCUCAGUUGCUGAUUACACAUAAUGAUCAGUUUAUAGUGUCUUUGUGUGAGCAAAAUGCAUCCAGAGUGUGGAGGCUUGCAACGGGCCAUAAAGUAUGUAACAUCUUAGCUGCCUUAAAGAAUGCACUUAUAACUACUGCAAACACAUUUGUCAUCGGCAUGACCAAGAACAAACUUUUAGCUGUAAGUCUAUGGACGGGAAGCAUAACAAAAAAAUACUGUUGCGAAGACGGUUCAACAAUUGUCAACUUCAGAUUGAUUCCAGACUGUCCAGAGUUUGUUGUUUUCAUGACAUCCACUGAAACUGUGAGUAUUUGGAGCCUUGCUGAAGAAGCUAUUUGUAGGAGGGUCCAGCUCCCAUGUAACUUUUUGAAAAACCUUAAUGAUUUUGAAAUCUCUCCCAAUGGGAAGCUUGGGAUUAUAACUCAUGGAGAUGAAAAGUUCAAUGUUCUAGAUCUGCACAGCGGAAAGCUUCGAGUGGUUCAUGCUGUAGGCAUUAUUUGGAAGCAGAGUUUGUCUUGCGAUGGACGUUAUCUGGUCUACAUCUGCUUCCGCAACGGAGAAGAUGAUGAAGAUAAUUCCGUCUCAAGUUUAAUUGUCAUGAGACUUGCAGACGGGAAAAGUAUUGGUGCUUGUUCAUUAUAUAAGACUCCCAGUUUUCUUGCACUCUCACAAAGGCACCUCAAUAUUGUAGUAGGAUUUGAUGAUGGGAGCAUUGGCACUUACACUGUAGUGGACCGAGUUGAUGCCACACUGAAAAUAAAAAUCGCCACUUCCAACAGCCGCCAUAUUUUCAAUAACAAGACACAUAUUUUCAGGCCCAAGUGCAAUAAUUACAUAUAUAAAAUGGCACCUGACUGUUUGUGGAGGGAAUCCACUGAAGUGUUUGCCAGAGACAGCCCCAUCACAGUUUCCGAUUCUGGUGAAGGAACAGAGACAACACCAACCAAAAAGCAGAACUUUUGCUACGAGAAAAUGUGUUCUGCCAUUGACUGCAGGGGGCAGAGCUUUUCCGCCAACAACUGAGACCCUCCUCCCCCAAAGAAAAAAUAGUUUAAAAAAAAUGUUUACACAUCAUUGUUAUCUUAAAACAGUGUUCCUUGUUGGAUAAAAAUCUUUUACUGUUACAUGUUAUUACGAGUGUUAGCAAAACUGUUGAAAACAUAUUAGCAUAUAUACAGAAAAGCUCUGUUAUCUAGAACAUGCUGUAUAAUACAGUACCAAGUCUAAAUUCAAAAUAGUAAUCGACGUGUCAAGUUUUAGACGUAAAGGUAUGAAAUAUACACAUUUUGUCAUUGAUUGUCCAUGUACAGUGGAAGCUGCCAUGAGAAAGUACAUGAAAGUAAAUCUGCAAGUAACCAUUCCCUUGCAGAUGAAACAAUCUGGUUAGUUAUGAAUUAAUUUAACAUCUGUAAAAUAAGGAUGUUUUUAUAAUUACAGUUUACCUUUGUCAGCUGUACCAUAGCGUAUUGUGAUGUCACGCCUCUCUUCCCGCACUGAAGUGCCGGCUGUGUCUACAGUGGGGGGGAGGGGAACCGGCGGGCAACAGGACAGACAGCAGGACCCUGCACCCCCUCCCAGGCUACUCCAAUAAGCCCGGGCCCAAGUAAAAUGUACCCCCCUCUGCGCCACUGAGUACAGUAUAGUACAGUACAUAAGUUUUUUAUGUAAAAACAUGCUGGAAAACAGAGCUUGAUUAUUUAUAUAUAUAUAUAUAUAUAUAUAUAUAUAAUUAUUAUACCCUAAGAACAAAAUGGAGGGCUAUAUUUUAAACUGAUUAGCAAUAUUUUAGUAGAUACCAUUUUAAAUGUUUUCAGUAACUUUUGAUGUUGUAAGAAAAUGUUACUACUAAUGGAUGUACUCCAGGUUAAUGACAUUAUCACUGGUAAAAGGCAAUAUGUGUGUAGCAUUAUCCUUGGUAAAUUAAGUCAAGCUGUUAUCAAACUGUCUUGCUCUACUAUAGUAAAGGAGAAAGACAUCGAGUAGACAGGUUUAAGCAGCAGCAAAUGUCAGCAAACCUAAUUCAUACUACACAGUAAAAUAUAAAUGUUUACAAAUACAGAGUAUAAAGUAAUAAUAUGAACAGCUUCUCCAAGAGAAAACAUUUUGGAGCACGCCUACAGUAUACCGUGUGACAGUGUUGCAUGACAUGACUGAGCCUAUGUUUAAAUUAAAAACUAUUUUUGUAAAUUAUUUAUUUUUUAUUUUUUGAAUGCUUUCUUAAUAACAUGUAAUGAUGAGGUUAGCAAAUAGAAAUUGACCACACAGCAGAGUCUUUCCAGCCAGUGUUCCACAGAUUCAGCUCUUAAAUGUAACUCAAAGAAGAAUUUAUUGUAUUAAUUUACCAUAAAAUCUAUACAAAGAAAAUAGGAGAUGGUACAAACAUGUAAAGAAGGGGUACUUGGGGAAAGAAGCAUAGACUUAACAAGGUACUUUAUAAAUAGAUAUUAAAUUAAGGGGCUACCAUGUAAAUAUUUAAAAAACAUGUACUUAAAUGAUUGUUCUCACUCUCUCUUUACAAUUCAUCGCAAAAGAUUGUAUGCCUGUAUUGUGCCAUCUAACCAAUCAGCUUCUAACUGUCAUUUAACAGGGGGCGCGGGGUUGUUUGUGAUUUUCUUUACAUUAUUAACAACAACAAAAAUUUCAACCUAUCCAACUAUUUUCCUUUUUUUAGUACAAUUUUUUUUUUCUAUUUUCGGACGAAAUUACAUAGGAUGUGUUUUUACGAGAAAACUGGGUUGAUAGGGCCUCCGGCAGCGAAAACAAAAUCCCUGAUAACUGCCGGCAUCUGGGACAAGUGACUAUCCCCAGGGUAGUGUGUG